AUGAAGUUCGACGUGAACGCGCUGCGGUACCUGUCAAAGGACGAGUUCCGCGUGCUCACCGCCGUCGAAAUGGGCAUGCGCAACGUACCCUCCCUCCCAUUCGCCACGCCCUCUCCUCCACCCGAACCCCUGCCAAAACCCCCGUCCGCCCACACCUUCCUCUCCUCGCUCACCAACCUGCUCCAUGCGCCCUCCCCUCUGCUCCCCUCCCUCUCCCCUCCUUUUUCUCCGCUGUCCCGCGCGGCUGCCAGGCGAGGGGGGGCGUACAAGGCGCUAAGCACGCUGCUGAGGCACAAGCUGGUGCACCAUGACUCCACCAAGUGUAUGUGCCACCCACCUGCCCUCUCCUCCCUCCCCCUCCUCUUCUAUUGGAGCCCACUCUUUAGUAUUCUCAAAGCUGCUGAGGCACAAGCUCGUGCACCACGACUCCACCAAAUGUACGUCUCAUCCGCCUUUGCUGCUUGCGCUCACCUCUCUUCUCUCGCUCUCACCCCCUUCGCUUAUUCCCUCACACCCCCUUCGCUUGCUCCCUCACACCCCUUUCGCUUGUUCCCUCAUACCCCCUUCGCUUGUUCCCUCAUACCCCCUUCGCUUGUUCCCUCAUACCCCCUUCGCUUGCUCCCUCAUACCCCCUCUGCUUCUGCACCCCUCGUUUGUUCCGCACCCCUCGUUUUUAUCCGCACCCUCACUCACGACGGGUACCGCUUGACGAAUCUGGGGUACGACUUUCUGGCCAUCAAGGCGCUCGUCAACCGCGGCACCGUUGCUGGCGUGGGGCCGCAGAUCGGCGUCGGCAAGGAGUCCGACAUAUACGAGGUGGAGGGACCGGAGGGCGAGGUGCUGGUGAUGAAGCUGCACCGCUUGGGGCGCACGUCGUUCCGCAACGUGAAGGCCAAGCGCGACUACCUGCGCCACCGCCGUGCACACAACUGGCUCUACCUCUCUCGCCUCGCUGCUCUCAAGGAGUUCGCCUUUCUCAAGGCGUUGGGGGAGAGGGGUUUCCCCGUGCCGGGUGCAGUGGACUGCAACCGCCACUGCGUCAUCAUGACCCUCGUCAAGGCCUUUCCACUUGUGCAGGUGCGGGAACUGCAGCGGCCGCAGGUGGUGUUUGAUCAGGUGCUCUCCCUCAUCAUUCGCCUGGCAGCCGUUGGGCUCAUCCACUGUGACUUUAACGAGUUCAACCUGCUUGUGGAUGAGGAGGAGAGGAUAACGAUGAUCGACUUCCCUCAAAUGGUCUCCAUCUCCCACCGCAAUGCCAAGAUGUACUUUGAUCGUGACGUGGAGUGCAUUUUCAAGUUCUUUGGCCGCCGGGUGCCUAUUUUCGGCGCGCCAAAUACAGGCGCCCCAAACAUGGCCCUAUUUGUGUAUGGCUCCAUUCUCACUCGCUCACGUUCACUGCCUCUUUACCCAGCCCUCUCAUUCCCACCCCACCCACCUCUCAUUCCGUCCCACUGCCCCUCUCCCUACCUCCACCUUCCCCCCACCCACCCCACCUCGCCCCUCCCUCCACCUGCCCCUCACAGUUUCAACUUUGCCCCCAGGAGACCUCAAGACCCAGCUUUAGAAAGCGCCUUAGCGCUUCCAGGUGUGCUUUCUCCCCCCUUUUUUUGGCUCCGCCCUUGCCCCAUCUGCCCUUUCUUCCACUGCGCUUUCCUCCUCUGUGCUUUCCAACUCUGCCCUUCCUUUCCACUCGAAAUCUAUACUUGCACCACCCUCGUCACCUCCUCUAACCACCCCGGCACCACACUUCUGCUGCCCCCCUUUUCUCCUGCUCUUGCACCUGCCAUCAAAGCACUGGUGGAGCGAGCCAGAGAGAGAGCAGAGGAUGGGGCAGACGACGAGGCGGGUGGUGGGGAGGAGGAGGGGCGUGUGAGAGAGGAGGGAGACGAUGGGGAGGGAGGUAGUGGUGGGAAGGAGGAGAGCGGUGGGAAUGCUGGGUCGGCUGAAAAGGGAGAAGGUGAAGAAACAUGGGGGAGAGAAGGGACAGCGGGGGGCGAAUGGAGGGCGUGCAGAGCGGUAAUUCAGGCGCUCAUGCUUGCUGCUGGACCCCCAGACAGUGCUUCUGGUGCAGCUGGCGGUGAUGGUGAUGCAGAGAUGGGGAGCAGAAAGGAAGAGGUGGCAGGGAGGAAGGCGGAGAGGAGAGGGGGUGGGAGGAGGGGAGGGCGGAGAGAGGUGGUGGGGGCAGUGACAGGGACGGGGCCUCUGGACAGACAGCUGGCAGCGAGUGGAUUCAGCAUGCAGAACGAGGCUGAGCUGGAGCAGGUGCGUGCUGAGGUGGAGCAGGUGAGUUCUGAGUUGGAACAGGUUGGUGCUGAGCUGGAGCACUACAUGGAAGAGUCGCAGUGGAGGGAGACGAGCCACUUGGAAGGCAGAGAGAAUGGUGCGGGGGAGGAGCGAGACGAGGAGGAAGAGGAGGAGGAGGAGGAGGAGGAGGAGGAGGAGGAGGAGGAGGAGGAGGAGGAGGAGGAGGAGGAGGAGGAGGGUGAGGAUGAGGAGGAAGAUGAGGAGGAGGAGGAAGAGGAUAUCAGUGGAGACAAGGAGGGUGAGACUGCUGAUGAGGGUGCAGAGGAGGAGGAUGGUAGUGAUGGUGACGAGGAGGAUGGGGAGGAGGGCAUGGAAAAACUCACACAUCCAGCCGCACAUGUUGGAGGGGGAAACGGGGUGAGCAGGAGGGUGAGUGCGCGUGCAGGGCAGAAGCAGCAGAAGCAGCUGGAGAGGCAGCGGCAGCAGGCAGCACAGGCGGUGCGCGGGGGAGGGGUGAGGCGUGCAUCACGCAACGCCAGCAAGGACAAGGGAGGGAGGAGAUCGCGCCACGUGUCCAGCCGAGCAGGGAUCGAUUGA
Molecule: messenger RNA, 2841 nt
Organism: Closterium sp. Naga37s-1
Lineage: Eukaryota; Viridiplantae; Streptophyta; Zygnematophyceae; Desmidiales; Closteriaceae
Source: the annotation of a GenBank genome assembly